Molecule: messenger RNA, 2536 nt
Organism: Sapajus apella (tufted capuchin)
Lineage: Eukaryota; Metazoa; Chordata; Mammalia; Primates; Cebidae
Product: coiled-coil domain-containing protein 61
Exons: 6
Coding region: 930-1541 (203 amino acids)
Cellular component (GO): centrosome
Source: RefSeq, a predicted model, not a curated record
UCUUGAACUCCCGACCUCAGGUGAUCCACCCUCCUUGUCCUCCCAAAGUGCUGGGAUUACAGGCAUGAGGCACCGUACCUGGCCAGCAAAACAUCUUUAAGAGACAAUGGGAGAGGGAGUCUGGAUCCCCCAGGGGGAACUGGGGUACCACAGUGUGCCCUAUAGAGAUUGCAUUGCUUGGUUCCCCAGAGGGCUUUUGUGUCUCUACAUUCCAUGGGGACAAUGUGGAAGGCUUUGGUCUGUAUUCUGGGGCAGUGAAGGGGAGUUCUGUCCAGUCUCAAUUCACUCACGUGGUAGGGAGGUGAGGUCAGAAUGGGGUCGGGAAAGGGAUCAUCCCAGUCAGGCAAUGAGUGUGAAUGUGGGGCUGAGGUCUGCUGCAGGGGAGAGCCCAGCUAGGGGAUGGCUGGGCUGGAAUAUGUGUUGGUGGUGGUGGGAGCUAGAGUGUGGGGAAAUAGUCAUCCGGUGGGGCUGCCAAGGGUGGUGAUUCGCCCAUGUCUGGUAUGGGAGGUAGUGAUGGAGAUUUGUCUUUGGGAAGCCCUGGGUGAGAGCUGUGAAAUCUGUGGGGAGAGCCAUUUGGAGGGUGGAGCCAGGGGCGGUGAUGUAACCCUGGAAAGGAAAGGGGUCAUCCUGGUGAAUGAUGAGAGGGAGAGAGCUGGGGGCUGACACACUGAGUGUGAGUGUGCCGGCGCCAUGACGUCAUGAGGCCCGAGAACUGGGUCAGGUGUGUGGGCCAGGAUGAGGCCUUGGGACAGCCGCACGGCGCUCGCAGGGAUGGGGUGGUGACGUCACGGAUUGGUGAGGGCGGGGCCUCAAAGGCACCGCUGGGCUGCGUGAGGUCAGGAACGAGGCAGAGGCUGAGAAGAACUGGGAGAGGCUCCGGACUGGAAUGAAAUCGGCCACCAGGAUGAGCCACUGGUCACGAAGCAAGGAUGCAGGAUGCAGCAACGUUGGCCAUGGACCAACCGGCCGGCCUGCAGGUGGACUACGUCUUCCGGGGUGUGGAGCAUGCUGUGCGGGUGGUGGUUUCCGGGCAGGUGCUGGAGCUGGAGGUGGAGGACCGGAUGACGGCUGACCAGUGGCGGGGCGAGUUCGAUGCCGGCUUCAUUGAAGAUUUGACUCACAAGACAGGGAACUUCAAACAGUUCAACAUCUUCUGUCACAUGCUGGAGUCAGCCCUCACUCAGAGCAGUGAGUCAGUCACUCUGGACCUGCUGACCUACACAGACCUGGAGUCCCUGCGGAACCGCAAGAUGGGGGGCCGCCCGGGCCCUCUGGCCCCCAGAUCGGCGCAGCUCAACUCCAAGCGCUACCUGAUCCUCAUCUACUCCGUGGAGUUUGACAGGAUUCACUACCCGCUGCCCCUCCCGUACCAGGGCAAGCCAGACCCCGUGGUUCUGCAGGGCAUCAUCCGCUCACUGAAGGAGGAACUGGGCCGCCUGCAAGGGCUGGGCGGCCAGGACACUCGGGACACCCGGGAGACUGAGAUCUGGCACCUUCGGGAGCAUACCCGGCCCUGGGGGAGAUGGAUGUUAAUUACAUAACCACCUGAGUAUAUCAUUGCAGACGGAGGUGGGUGAGGCAGAAAGGGAGCCUGUGCUGUGGGAGGCUGUCACAGUACCCCACUGGGGUGUGGGGUGGGUCAGGCAGAGGGUCUGGGGAAGAGCGUUGUAGGCAGAGGGAACAGCAUGGGCAGAGUCCUUGUGUUCGGUGGGAAUGUGGUGAGAACAAGAGAAUGAAUGAAGUGAAUGAAGCAACGGCUUUUGAUGUAUUCAUGCCUGCCACAUGCUUGGUUCUGUUGGGGAGAUGAAUCUGGGGCUUGAUCUCUACUGGGAAGAGGUCUGGCUCAUUGGGGAGGGCUAAUAAUAUUUUUAGUAAUAAUAAUACCUGUAACUAAUCAUUAGCAAUAAUAAUACUGGUUCAAUAAUACAGUCACUGAACAUUUAACUCUAUGCCAGGGCUGCUCUGUGCUUUGUGACUGGAUUCAUUUUACCCUCACAGCCACCCUACAAGGGAGGCACUGCUGCUAUCUCCGUUUUACAGAGGCCCAGAGAAGUUAGGGAACGUGCCUCAGGUCACACAGUGGGUGACAUGGCCAAGCUGGAACUUAGAUCCAGGCAGCACCAUUGCACCUCUGUUGAUUCCCCAGCUGUUUGCACUGCUGGUGGCUGCAAGCCCAGGACAGAGUGAUGAAUGCUGAUGGGAGGACCAGUCCUUAUGGGAGCUCAUGGGGCUGGGGAACCCCCUUGGAGCUCUCCUGUGUACUGCUGGGCCGAGGAGGGCAGCAGUGGGGAGGCCAGAAUGCACAGUAGCAUAGGCUUCAUCCUCAGUUUAUCCUCAGGAUCUGCUCUGGUGGGGGCCCAGUCGGGGGUCGGAGGGAAGAGUGUGUGUGUGUGUGUGUGUGUGUGUGUUUCUAGGUUUGUGUUUAUGGGUGUGUGUUUCCCAAGAUGGCCACAAGGUGGAGCCCUCCACCCUUAGGAACCAACAACAGGAGCCUUGCGAUUUUGUGUGUGUGUGUGUGUGUGUGUGUGUGUAUGUG